Messenger RNA from Penaeus monodon (black tiger shrimp), 843 nucleotides. RefSeq names its product ankyrin-1-like. Lineage: Eukaryota; Metazoa; Arthropoda; Malacostraca; Decapoda; Penaeidae. Bases 142 to 819 code for a protein of 225 amino acids. Gene Ontology annotation, molecular function: protein binding. The transcript is spliced from 3 exons. The record is from RefSeq and is a predicted model, not a curated record.
UAAUCUGCUUUUGAUCGUAUUAUAUUCACACAUAUACUUUCAAUGACAACCCUAACUACUUCUGCUUAUUUUAACCAACCAUAAAAAAACAACAUUUAGUCCUUUCAGUCAUCCAACCUAAAGUUUUCUUUCUAUCUUCAUAUGGUCUCUUUACUACUUUCUUUCUUUGUAACCUCCCCUCAUUUUUCAGAAUGCCGGCCACUCCACCUCGCUGCUGAUGGAGGACAUGAAGAAAUUGUGAGAUUUCUCCUUCACUCUGGAUCGGAUACAGAAGCAACUAAUUACGAAGGCAUGACGCCGCUCCACCUGGCGUCCUGGGGAGGGCACGCAGAGGUCAUCGAGGUCCUGCUUCAAAAAGGCGCAAAUGGGAAUGCAAGGACCAACGAAGGCAUGACGGCAAUCCACCUGGCGAGUAUGGGGGGCCACGUGUCCUCGAUGGAGGCGUUGGCGCCCACGUGUGACAUCCUUUUAGUCACUCGCGAUGGGAAGUCGGCGCUCCACCUGGCGGCCGAGUACGGAAACUUAGGCGCAGUCCAGUGGCUGCAUCUGCAAGGGCUUGCCACUUCUUUAAAGGAUCAUUCAGGCCAAACUCCUCUCCAAUACGCGAAGGACGAGGGACACAAGAAGGUGAUGGAUUUCCUAAAACGUCUUGACCAACAGACCCUCAACCAGCGUCGCGUAAAGCAACGUUCACCAGAAGCACUUGCACAGGUACACACCUUUGGCUUGCAUAUAUGUAUAUGUAAACAUGCAUAUAUUCAUAUAUAUACAUAUAUAAUUAUAUUUAUAUAUGUCAGUGCUGGUCCGAAGCCCGGAUAAAAUAGAGAGAAUGAUUACCUAUAA